Messenger RNA from Bubalus bubalis (water buffalo), 1879 nucleotides. RefSeq names its product cytochrome P450 2D14. The record is from RefSeq and is a predicted model, not a curated record. The transcript has 10 exons. Gene Ontology annotation, molecular function: oxidoreductase activity, acting on paired donors, with incorporation or reduction of molecular oxygen, reduced flavin or flavoprotein as one donor, and incorporation of one atom of oxygen; iron ion binding; heme binding. Gene Ontology annotation, cellular component: cytoplasm; intracellular membrane-bounded organelle. Gene Ontology annotation, biological process: arachidonate metabolic process; xenobiotic metabolic process. The coding region runs from base 255 to 1757 and encodes 500 amino acids. NCBI's taxonomy places the organism in Eukaryota, Metazoa, Chordata, Mammalia, Artiodactyla, Bovidae.
AACUUUCCCGUCUUGCCCAGCCCAGUUCCCAGAAAACCACGGGAGGAAUCUGCCUGCACCCCGCGGCUCCCGGCCCCGCCCCUCCGUUGUCCGCCGGCCAGACUUGCAAGCGCGGUUGCAGCCUGGACCCCAGCGGGCGGUACCGGAGUCAGAGGCCCCGGACUGGUGGAGCCCCGGAGGUGGAGUGAGAGUGCCCUGCUGGCCUGGUCCUGGGUGCUGGCGCGGUGAGGAACCCAGCGCUCACGGAGGCAGCCAUGGGGCUGCUGUCUGGGGACACGCUGGGGACCCUGGCUGUGGCCGUGCUCAUCUUCUUGCUCUUGCUGGACCUGAUGCACCGACGCUCACGUUGGGCCGCACGCUACCCACCAGGCCCCACGCCGCUGCCGGUGCUGGGCAACCUGCUGCAGGUGGACUUCGAGGACCCGCGUCCCAGCUUUAACCAGCUGCGGCGCCGCUUCGGGAACGUGUUCAGCUUGCAGCAGGUGUGGACGCCGGUAGUCGUGCUCAACGGGCUGGCGGCUGUGCGCGAGGCGCUGGUGUACCGCAGCCAGGACACUGCCGACCGUCCACCUCCGGCCGUCUACGAGCACCUGGGUUACGGGCCGCACGCCGAAGGUGUGAUCCUGGCGCGAUAUGGGGACGCCUGGCGCGAGCAGCGGCGCUUCUCCCUAUCCACCCUGCGCAACUUCGGCCUGGGGAAGAAGUCACUGGAGCAGUGGGUGACCGAGGAGGCCUCGUGCCUCUGUGCCGCCUUCGCCGACCAGGCCGAACGUCCCUUUAGCCCCGUGGACCUCCUGAAUAAAGCAGUGAGCAACGUGAUCGCCUCCCUGACUUUCGGGUGCCGCUUCGAGUACAACGAUCCUCGCAUCAUCAAGCUGUUGGACUUGACGGAGGAUGGGCUGAAGGAAGAGUUUAACUUAGUGCGCAAGGUGGUGGAAGCUGUGCCAGUGCUCCUGCGCAUCCCAGGGCUGGCCGCCAGGGUCUUCCCGGCGCAGAAGGCCUUCAUGGCCCUGAUUGAUGAGCUGAUCGCUGAGCAGAAGAUGACCCGGGACCCGACCCAGCCACCCCGACACCUGACUGACGCCUUCCUGGAUGAGGUGAAGGAGGCCAAGGGGAACCCCGAGAGCAGCUUCAAUGAUGAGAACCUGCGCCUGGUGGUGGCCGACCUGUUCUCCGCCGGGAUGGUCACCACCUCGACCACACUGGCCUGGGCCCUCCUCCUCAUGAUCCUUCACCCUGAUGUGCAGCGACGGGUCCAGCAGGAAAUCGAUGAGGUGAUAGGGCAGGUGAGGCGACCAGAGAUGGGGGAUCAGGCCCUCAUGCCCUUCACCGUGGCCGUGGUCCAUGAGGUGCAACGCUUUGCGGACAUCGUCCCCCUGGGAUUGCCCCACAUGACAUCCCGUGACAUCGAGGUGCAGGGCUUCCACGUCCCCAAGGGGACGACACUCAUCACCAACCUUUCGUCAGUGCUGAAGGACGAGACCGUCUGGGAGAAGCCCUUCCGCUUCCACCCAGAGCACUUCCUGGAUGCCCAGGGCCGCUUCGUCAAGCAGGAGGCCUUCAUACCCUUCUCUGCAGGUCGCCGCGCGUGCCUCGGGGAGCCCCUGGCCCGCAUGGAGCUCUUCCUCUUCUUCACUAGCCUCUUGCAGCAUUUCAGCUUCUCGGUGCCUGCCGGGCAGUCCCGCCCCAGCGACCACGGUGUCUUUGUCUUCCUGGUGACCCCAGCCCCCUACCAGCUCUGUGCAGUGCCCCGCUAGAGGCAGGCAUCCAGCCGUCAAGCCGCUCCUCAGCCAUAGCCCUGAUGGUCAAUAAACCAGGGUCUGGUGGCUCCAUCGUGACUUGAGUCCACCUGGGACACCUGACCAGCCCCUGGCAGUCA